CUUGUUUAUGAUGGGAAAACAAACGCUGAUGCCAGCUGCUGUUGGUUGUUUCAGUACCGUUUUGCUCCUGCAGCUGGUUUCCUGCAGCCUCCCACUGCUCGGACCCUCCGAUGCGCUCUACGACCUGAGCGCUUUGACCUACCCUUACAGCAGCAUCCUUUCCCCGCUGCUCAAAGCUCUGUCUGAGCACGGAGGGUCCAGGUUGAGCUCAGGCCAGAGGAAAAAGGCCAAACCCGAGCAGAGGUACGUGAAAUAUCUGACGGAAGUUUACAAGAAGUCCACAAGGAUGCAGAGGAGCGUCGAUGGAGGAAAUGUCUACAACACCAUCAGGCUGAUCAAACCCCAAGAUGAAUGUCAUGCAAAAAGCAACAAAGAAAGUUUUACGCAGGAUUUGUUCUACAGCCUUGAUCAAGUAAGAAGAAAUGAGCAGCUCCUGAAGUCAUCCCUGCUGUACAGUUUCAACCUCAACGGCCCGUCAGCUGUUAGCCCGGAGUGUCAGUGUCACCUGAGCAUAAAAGAGCAUGAGCGGUCCAAUGAGUGCCAGCUGUGUGCCGGGGUCUGUCGUACGUUGAACUUCACAGCCAGCACAAGCAGCAGGCGGCGCAGAAACUGGGUGGAAGUGGACAUUACCCAGUUUCUCCAACCAAUGCAGAAGAGAAAUGUCCACCUUCUUGUUAACAUCUCGUGCCCUGAGAAGCAAAAGACUGAGAGCGAUGGUUCCAAAGGUCCUUUCGGGUUCAUCAUGAGGUCUCCACCUCUUAUUCUGUAUCUCAACGACACAAGCAAAGUGGCAAACCAGAGGUCGGCGACGAGUUCCAGUGAAGAUCUAUGGCCGCACUCUGCAACAAACACGUUUCAGAAGCACGUUCUGAAAUCUGCACGAAGGCACGGACACAAGAGAUGGAGGAGGGAAUCUUCAAUUAGCAAGCGUGGAGACAAAAGCGUGGAUAUACAGCUGCCAGAGCUGAAAUCCAGCUCUGAAUUCCCCACCACGGACUGUGCCUUGUACGACUUCAGGGUGCGGUUCAGCCAGCUCAAGCUGGAUCACUGGAUUGUUUUUCCACCGAAGUACAACCCCAGGUACUGCAGGGGGAUCUGCCCAAGAACGAUGGGCUUCAUCUACGGGUCCCCCGUCCACACCAUGGUGCAAAACAUCAUCUAUGAGAAGCUGGACUCAUCUGUGCCCAGACCAUCCUGUGUUCCCUCUCACUACAGCCCCCUCAGCGUCAUGAUCUUUGAGGAGGACGGCUCCUACGCCUACAAGGAGUUUAAGGACAUGGUUGCAACCAGGUGUACAUGUCGCUGAUCAGUUAUGGCAAAGGCUAGGUCUUCUGGACCAUCUCCAUUUAUUAGCAACUCUGACCACACUAAAUUCAUAGACCUGUUAAAAAAAAAUGUAGCAAUAAAAAAAUAAAAAGUUCACGAGCAACUGUGUUUACUUAACCGAGAAGUAUUUUAUCAUGUGAAAGGGGAUUGUGGCUUUUUUUUCUUUUUGUUUAGAAAGAGGGUAAAAAUUUUUCCUAUUCAGCUUACUGUUAAUAUAGUUGACUUGAUGCACUACAAAAAGUAUGAUUGCUUUUUAGUUUGACUUUUGCUCAUUUGUGUGUGUUGUCUGUCUUUAUUUAAUUUAACACAAAUUUCUUUUUUUUUUUCUUUUUUUAUAGCCCUCAUCUCCAAAAGAAAAUGGAAAACGCACUUCUAAACUCUUAUCAAACCUUUUACAUAAACUUUUAUUCCCGGGGAUUAAUGCAAGUCUUUACCUUUAUAAUCUACAGAAUGAACGUUGUCAGUGUUUCGGUGUAUAUUUAUGGUCAAAGUGCCUGUUUAAUCUGACUAUAUGCUUGUAUUUAUACCGGUUGAAUGUGAUUAAAUGCAUAUCAUAGCUAUUUAUGCAAACUGGAUGAAUUGAUUGCUCUGUUUACGAACCUACAAAAUGAAAUAAAUGUGUGGCCGACUCUGAAAAGUGGGGAAAAAAUUAAAUGGA
Cyprinodon tularosa is the source of this 1984-nucleotide messenger RNA. RefSeq names its product growth differentiation factor 9 (gene gdf9). Gene Ontology annotation, biological process: SMAD protein signal transduction; BMP signaling pathway. Gene Ontology annotation, molecular function: cytokine activity; growth factor activity. NCBI's taxonomy places the organism in Eukaryota, Metazoa, Chordata, Actinopteri, Cyprinodontiformes, Cyprinodontidae. The coding region runs from base 8 to 1306 and encodes 432 amino acids. The record is from RefSeq and is a predicted model, not a curated record. Gene Ontology annotation, cellular component: extracellular region. The transcript has 2 exons.